CUGUCGUCACUGUGAGAUACAUGCGGGGGAGCUAAAUAACAGCUGAAACUCCUGUCGGGAUUUUAUAUUCUCGGAAUGAGCUGCAGCAGCUGUGUUGCUCCAGAGGAUACAGUAGGCAGUCAGGAGCAAAAAUACUGCCUGUAAGCCUUCCCCGCGUGCCCUUCUUACUGCAGAUCACAGGAGCAUGAAGACUGUUUCUCUGCAGGUCCUGUUUGUGCUGAGGGUCUUGUGGCUGGGGACCCUGACUGAAGGGCAACCUAAAGCAUCUCUGAAGUGUUCAACGGAGUGUGGCCAUUUUACAUCCAAGAUACCUGAGAAGCGGAUAAAAAGCUAUCGCAGGACUGAACCACAAUGCACCAAACAAGGCAUCAUAUUUAUUACCCAGAAGUCUUUGGAGAUUUGUGCGGAUCCAGGAGAGGACUGGGUGAAGAAGGUCAUAUGGAAAUUGGACCAGAGAAAGGCCUCAGCAGCAUCCCCACUUCCACAUGCUGCCACUUCAGCAGCAGUGCCAGAAGAUUCUGGCAUUUUUCACAGACAUGUCGGUCUUAAAGUAACAGCUUCAUCUCAAGCCACUGCUCCAACCAGUACUUUUCAAGGGGCUGGCACGACAGUUUCGGAGGGUAUAAAUGCUCCUCCUCUCAGGACAGAGGUAUCCAGCAAACCCACACCAGCCAUGCAGUACAUCACACAGUUCUCUACAGGAUCGUCCCCUGUGGUAUGGGAAAUUGCUGCCCACUCUGAAAUUAGUUCAGAAGCAAACAGAGAUUCCACAAAAGCUAUUGCACAUUCAACAACUUAUGCAGCAGGCAUGGUCCCCAACCAGUCUAUCCCAUAUUCCAUGGCCCUUGUGCAUGGCUUUGAGAACUCUGUAGGAUCUACAGAAGAACCUAUAGAAUAUACUGCAAAUGCUACAGCUGAUGUUCCAGACAUGACUUCUCCUAGCUUGAAUUCAGACCCUGUGUCCGUUACCGAAGCAUCAGACCAUUCUGUGGAUUCCACAGGUGAAUCCCUAGGCCCUAAAAGUGCAAGAGCCACCACAGCAGACAUUGCUUCUAGGCAUUUUAAUUCAGAUCUUCCCUCCAUACUAGGCAGUACUGAGAUUACCACAACCCCAACAACACCUUUUCCAGCUGUUCCACCAGAUGCUACUUCAGUUUCUACUUUAAACCCCACAACUGUCAUAAACGAAGGUUUUUCUGCCCACACCAACAAAGUUUUUGGUUCCUGGACGGAUGCUUUUGAUACUGGAACAUCUGAACAUUCAUCACCUUUAGGAAAGCAAGAUCUUCCAGAUACAUCAGCUUUUACUAGUCAAACAUUCUCAGGCCAAGCCAGAGCACAGCUGACUACAAAAAAACCAAAUGAGCCACCUUUUCCCAUCUUCUUGUCAAGAUCCCAAAUGCACUUUGUCAUCCUAGCUUCUCUGAUAGGUGGUCUGAUUGCUUGCAGUGCUGCUGCUGUAUGGCUAUAUAAAAAAUUGGGAAUCAAAAAAGAAGCAAUGCCAAUGGAAACGAUACAGGGCUUGCUUUACCAGCAGGAGGGACAUCAAGCCAGUGUCUAUCCAGUGGGAGUAAUCUGAAUGCUUUAUGGCAUGGAUGUUUUUGGCAUACAUCCUUUGUGUUGCUGCAGGAAAGCUAAGUUCAUACUGAUCUGAUGACCAGUACAAAACAAGAUAGGGAAUACAAAUACCAAAGAAAAUGUGUUUUUUGCAGAGCUGAAUGUCCAAAAAUAUAUCUAAGUUGUCAUUAACCAAUGCCAGUAUUUUAGGAAUAAAUGAUACGCCUUUUUUCUGGCACCAUUAUGUAUAAAGGGCAUUGCUGUUCUAGAGCUGCUUGGAUGCUUUUUGCCAGGUGGUGGGCCAAAGUGAGUUUCUGAAGCGGUGCUGGGAAUUUUUCUGUGUUUCAUCACAACCCAGCUGAGAAACCACCCACUCGCCCACUCUGCUCGACUCAGGCAGAGCGUUCUGCCACAUUGAGCAAUCUUAGCACCAAAACACAUAUUUUGCACUUACAGACUCUCUGCUGCUUUGUUUUUUGCACUUUGGGUCACUGCUCUGUUAGACCAAGACUGAUGUUGACAGUCAGUACCCCAUUAACUCUUGCUGGAGCCCUGAGAGGUACUAUCCAGCUUUUCAGACAAAGGUGACUAAAACUGAAUCUAAUUUGCCUACAUAUAGAGGGAAAUGAAGAUCAAUGCUAGCGGUUUCACUUUCAGAGAUGCUGACAACCCACAGUCUGUCUCUUCCUCAAAAUCAGGCCACUAUUCUCUCAAACAGCUAGGGGCAGUUGCAUUUAUAGAUUUAGCCCGAGACCUGAUUCUUGGCAAAUCUGUCUACCUGCUGUAAAAGUUUUCCAGCAGAUGUACCCUGUGUCCAGUUGUGUCCAACACCAGGGCAGGACAAUGAGGAUGAGCUGAAUUACACUGUGUGGAAGAGGAACUGUUGUGAACCAGAAAAACCUGCGGAGAAAUCAUCAGAGGGACCCAAUAACUUUGCUAUUCGUGUGAUAACGUUGGAGGGCUUUUUGCUGUGUUCUGCUGUUUAGCAAGCACAAAAAACAGGAAGUACAUUUCUGGAGUAGCUAAAUGCAAUUCUAGAUUUAGUAAUGCAGGAAUUAUUCCACUACAGCAGACUUAUCUUCCUUUCACUCCCAUAUCCUGUCUCUGGAAGUAAGCACUUUUGCUGAUCCAGAAGAAGGUAUAAAAAGACUGUUCAUGGUUCUAUGCUUUGGUCUCAUUUUAGCUUUUUUAUAUAGCAUUGAUCACUGGGCUAUUAAAGCAUCAUAACAGUAACGGAGAUUUUUUUAAACCCAAAUUGUUUCUAAUUUUCACACAUCUAGACAUCGCUGUAUGUAAGCCUAAUCUUUUAUCUCUGGCCAGUUCCUGAAGGCCCUUAUAUAACAUUUAGUCCUGCGUACCAUGCUAUGAAUUUUGCCUGAGCAUGUAAAGGUCUUCAGGAUAUGAUGUAUUUACAUGUAUUGAGGGUCUAAUCCUGCCGUGAUUAACCUCAGUGGAUCAUGUCCCGAAGUAUAAAUAUGCAUGUAGAACAAGAAAGAAAAAACAUAUAAUAAGCAAGAUGCUCAAAACAAAGAUGAUGAAGCAGCUGUGAAGCACAGCUAGAGAAAGGUUGGCCCAUUAGGUCUAUCAGAUAUCACCUUCAGGGCGUCCAUCCAGUUCUCAGGCUGGAAAUGAUCGACUGCAAUGGUGUUUGUUUUCAGAUAUCAUUCAACCCCUUAUCCCUGCGGUUCUUUUCUGACUUGGAAGAGGGAACCAGAGAUUUGUUUGGGGGUUUGAAGGUAGAAGAGGCACAGAAUGCAAUCAGAUUAAUUAUAAUCAGGAACCUCAGGUGAAAUUCACCCUUGUGCGGAAGCCUCCCUGUGCAGCCCCGGCCCUGUAGCACUAGAUGGGGUUGAUUUACCCAAAGGAUUGCAGCAACUGUCAGUGCUGCCUCCCCACCCAUCCCCUUCCUGCACACAGGAUUUCCACCAGCUAGAGUUUGUGGCCUUGCAGUUUGUGGAACACUGUACUAUAGCAUUAUUUUUAUAUAAAAUAGGAGAAAUGUUAUUUUUGUAGCGGAGUUUUGUAGUGAUGCAAAUGUAUGCAAUGUCUUGUUCUUGUGCGUGGAGUGUCGUAGAGUCUGGAACUAGACUAUGCCAUGCUGAGAAAUACUAUGCCUUAUUGAUAUUUUUACUAGUCUUGGAUGGUUUGAGUGUGUCCACAAGAGCAGGGUUGCUCUUGAGGUUUUCCGUGGGACACGGGUAGGCAGGACAAAACUCUGUAUUCAUCCUUAAGAGCUGUCACUGUGUACUGUUAUUCUUGCUCACUUUCCAAGCUGUGGGUCACAAUGGUACAGAUCACAGUCACAGUGGGUACAGGUAAAACUACAAUCUCUCCAGAUACUGUGGCAAAUGGAGUCGUUUUCCUGUGGUUUUCUUCCCUCCAAACUAGUUGUGAGCAAAGGCCUCAGCCAUGCUGCGGAGAUAAAGGUGUAGCCCUGCAGACCUGAUCACUUCGAGUCCCACAUCAGCGUUCAGAAGGACGCAGGUUUCAUUUCCACAGGCCAGCUCACCUGCCCAUGAUCUGCCAGCCACCAUGGUCAUGCUGGCGCUCGUUGUGGGGGUGCUUCUCCAGCCUUGAGCUGUCCUCACGCUUGCCGCGCUGGUGCGUUUCCAUGGCUAUUAGUGAGUCUGCCCAGGGGGAGCCCAAAAGCCAUGUCCCCUCCUAAUGCUCAGCUCUCCUUACCCUGCUGCUGGCUGCAGCCGUGCUUGUCACCGCAGGGUGCUGGCACCCUGCCCUCAGGGUCUUCAGGGAUACUCGGGAGGGCAGCCAGGGUUUCCCUGUGGGACCUUUCCUUUCCCUCUCUGCCCCGGAGAGGGAUUUGAGCAGCUGCUGGGGGCAUGAAAUGGCAUUUUUUUUUAAACUGGGGCAGUUUCUUCCCUAACCAUCACAGCUGGGGCAGUGAGAGGACCACUGUUUCUCCUUGCUGUGUGAUGGACAGUUUGGAAAGGCACAAGGUGAAUGUAGCUGUUUGCUGCUUGUGGGUGACACACUCAGAAACAUGAAGCCUGUAAGUAUUACAGGUUCACAGGAUUUAAGCUGUAAUGUGUCCUGGAGAGCCAUGAAUGUUAUAAGCUCUGACACAUUUGUGUACUGAGUGUAUACAAGUGUGAUAUAUAUUUUCUGUAUUUCUUUUUGGACUAAAACGUAAUAAAAUUCUUAUGUUAAAAA
Molecule: messenger RNA, 4725 nt
Organism: Dromaius novaehollandiae (emu)
Lineage: Eukaryota; Metazoa; Chordata; Aves; Casuariiformes; Dromaiidae
Gene: CX3CL1
Product: C-X3-C motif chemokine ligand 1
Exons: 3
Coding region: 185-1579 (464 amino acids)
Biological process (GO): immune response
Cellular component (GO): extracellular region
Molecular function (GO): chemokine activity
Source: RefSeq, a predicted model, not a curated record